Stereum hirsutum FP-91666 SS1 is the source of this 1329-nucleotide messenger RNA. Its product is annotated as FMN-dependent alpha-hydroxy acid dehydrogenase. Gene Ontology annotation, molecular function: oxidoreductase activity; FMN binding. The coding region runs from base 1 to 1329 and encodes 442 amino acids. The transcript has 6 exons. The record is from RefSeq and is a predicted model, not a curated record. Lineage: Eukaryota; Fungi; Basidiomycota; Agaricomycetes; Russulales; Stereaceae.
AUGGCUUUCAAAGCUGCUCUCGAGGCCGACAAGGAUGCUCCGGAGUCUUGGUCGAAGUACAUGAAUGUCGUCUACAACGGUAGGAAAGAACCCUCCAUCGGUUCCUAUGACCCGGACAAACUCGAAGCCAAGGCGAGGGAGGUCACUGCGUCUACUCGAUCCGCUUUCCUCUAUGUCUUUGGCAGCGCUGGGUCUUGCUCCACGGAUCGUGCAAACAGGAAAGCGUUCGAGCGAUGGGGCUUCACCCCGAAGAUGCUCGUAGACACAUCCGACAGAAACCUUGAGACAACUUUGUUCGGUGUCAAGUACAAGUCCCCACUUUUGCUUGCCCCCAUCGGCGUUCACGGACUCCUGAGCGUCCAUGGCGAAAUCCCGUCGUGCAAAGCAGCAGCCAAAGUCGGCGUUCCCAUCAUCAUGAGUUCUGCCUCGACCCGCUCCAUCGAAGACUGCGCUGCUGCCAACGGUGAUGGUCAGCGUUGGUACCAACUCUACUGGCCGCGAAACGAAGAAAUCACUCUAUCCCUCCUCGGACGGGCCAAGAAAGCAGGCUUCACAGCAUGCGUCGUCACCCUCGACACCAUGUGCAUGGGAUGGCGCCCGUACGAUCUCGACAAAAGUUACCUUCCCUUCAUGCACGGCGUCGGUAUCCAAGUCGGGACCUCCGACCCCGCCUUCAUGGCCACGCAGAACCUCGCCCCUCGUAACGACGAGCGCGUUCCCUUCCCCUUCGACCCGGCCGUAUGCGACGCGAAGAGGGAGCUUGGGGAUGAGCAUGAGAAGGAGAUGAAGGUGUUGGGGAGGAACUGGUCGAGGCAGAUUCAUUCGGGGUUGUUUAGGACCUGGGAGGAGUUGGAGUUUGUGAGGAAGCAUUGGGAGGGGCCGUUGGUGUUGAAGGGAAUUUUGCAUGUGGAUGAUGCGUUGAAGGCGCUGGAGGUUGGAUGUGACGGAAUUGUUGUUUCGAACCAUGGUGGACGUCAGGUCGACGGAACCAUUCCGGCCCUGAUCGCACUGGAGAAGAUCACGGCCCACCCACGCAUCCGCGAAGCCCAACACUCAGGCAAAUUCACCGUCCUCUUCGACUCAGGUAUCCGUCGUGGCGCCGAUAUCAUCAAGGCCGUCGCAAUUGGUGCCCAGGCCGUCCUUUUGGGUCGCCCAUACAUGUAUGGUCUUGCUAUCAGCGGCGAACAGGGUGUCGAGGAGGUCAUCCGCGGCCUCCUCUGCGAAGCCGAGAUUGUGCUUGGCCUGCUUGGGUACAGCUCUCUCGAUCAAAUAUGGGACCGGAGGGAGGAAGUGCUGGAGAGGAUGGAGCUGGGGCUCUUUUCUUCCUGA